UCCCUCGCGACGAGAGAGAGCUCGCUCCAAGUUCCUUCGGCCUCGGCUGUACGCUGUUGACUCUUCCCUUUUCUUCCUCUUCCUUUUCUCUUUUUUUCCUUCUCUAUCUUUCUCUGUCUUAUCCCUUUUCCUCCUGCCGAUCGUUCACGCGAACGAGAUCGCAUCCGCGUUCGCGCGCGUGCGACGCUUCGCUCCGGUAUCGGCCGGAGUUUUCCGGAGCCGGCCGCGUGUGUGCUACGACUUUGGAAAUUUAGAGGAUCAGCAAACGAGAACCCCAGGAUAGUAUUUUCGCCAUCGCCGUCGGCGAUUGUUGUCAGAUGGGAUUUAACAGAGUCGUGAUUGACGAUCUAUCAAACAUGUUACGCCUCGUGAGCCUUCUAUUUCUAUGUAUCGCUGCUACGUACACACCUGGACAAUGCGAGACAGAGGCAUCGCGAGAUGUCGAGCAUGCGAGACUGCCAGAGUUCCUCACGGAAUUGGACCUGUCGAGUCUUGAGGCAUCCGAAGAAGACGUCGAAGCACUGAAGAAAAUCGUGAAAAGGCUGGCGCCCGAAAAGAACGGCGAGUACCAAGUUUACCAAGUCUUCUUCGGUAACGAGGACCUUCUCAAGGAGUGGCUCAAAGGAGCGGGCGUGACGGGACAGCCCGGAGUGGAUUAUCCAGCCCUCACGUCGAUUCCAACCACUUCAUUCAGCUGUCGCGGUCUGAGAGGGGGAUAUUACGCGGAUUUAGAGACAAAUUGCCAAGUAUUCCACAUCUGCGACAAUGGACGUAAGAUCUCGUUUCUGUGUCCCAACGGCACGAUCUUCCAACAAUCGCAACUUAUAUGCGACUGGUGGUUCAAAGUGGACUGCAGCAAGUCCACAGAGUUGUACGAGCAGAGUGUCGAGCAACUGGCCGAGGAAGAGAAGAAACGUGCGGAAGCGAGAAAGAUGAAAUCCGAGUUUCAUCGCGAAGCGGAGGAACAAAAUAAUGCGGAUUAUUACGAUAACGUCGACUACGAUGGCAGACAAAAUGGUAGAAUGAAUCCGUACGGAUCCACCGACAAGCAGAAUCAGAUUUCGGAGACAAGACAGAAUGAACCAAAGUCUAAUCAACACUUCGGACCGAACAACGUUUUCGAGAAUACCCGUAGUUCUGGUCGAUUCCAAGAGAACAAUGCGAACGCAUUACGAACUAACGAGAAAACGAGUCAGAUGCCCGAUAAUUACGACCAGCCGUCGAAACAGCGACAAUAUCAUGAUAGCGGAUCGAAUUAUCAGGCGGUCAAUAGACAGAGAAAUCAAUUGGAUACUCAGAAUAGCAAAUUCAAUUACGAGCACAACAAUAAGUUCCAGGAUAGUCGGCAGAAUUAUCAGUCAAAUCAGAAUACGCCGCGCAGCAACGACAAGCCAGCGUUCAAUCCGAAAUCGCGAACUUCGACGCGAAACAAUCUGUUCGGUUCCAACCAAUCACAAAAAGCUACACCGACGUACAUGGAGACGACAACCUUCAGAACUACAACUGCGGCGCCUCCGAAGGAAUACCAGCAGUUUGCGGAAAGCGCCGCAUUUGUGUCCAACCGGGGACAUCGCUUCAACUCGGGCAAAUCCGAGAACACUCGACAGUAUUAUUACCAUUCAUACGAUUACCGAGAUCAUACCACUACUGCUAGCUACAGCGAUCACGAGACGACCACCUUAACGCCACAGAGGAACAGAGAGAGUGAGACGGUAUCCUUCACACCCAAGACGGGUGCUCCGCCAUACCCCGGUCCCACAUACACUCCUAUCUAUAAGCCUAGGACAACGACGUUGCCACCUUAUGAAACAACAUUACAGUACACGCCGACCACCGAAACGUCGCACUAUAGCACUCCUUACUAUAGGCAAGAUGAUGUUCCAGAAACUACUUACACUAAUGCUGACACCACGACGGUGACAUCGUUUCCCUCCGCAGAGGAAUUCCCAACUAUGUCUAGCUCGCGAACUUCUCCUGCUGUAGGAAGAAUACCACCAGCCUCCGGGAAUUAUCAAAAUCAACAGUAUAUUGAUAACAGGGUAACUGAACAGAGAGACACUGAUACUUCUUUCGCGACUACGCGUCCAUACGUGAAUACAGAAAGCUAUCGGCACAACUCUGCUAACGUCACUUCAAUCGUCAGUCAAGAUGCAUUUCCCACGACCAAUGUGCCAUGUUACGAUGAGUGUCAUGGGCAAACCUACCGCGCCAAUUAUCAAAACGAGAAUAGUAUCACGAAUAUCGAAAACAAAGGUACGACGGGAGAUCCUUGGCGUGCGACUUUGCAAAGCUUCCAUCAGAAUUCAAUCAGCUCGACCGAGAAGCCGUGGAGAAGCACCAAUGGUUAUCAGCAGAGCGGAUCUACUAGUAAGACUUUAAGUCCUUAUGACACCAGUUUUACCUACAAACAAGGGAAAGUGUUGUCCACUUUAGGCCCAUACGUACCUUUCACUAAAAACUACGUUUACUCUACGAUGACUACUACACCGACGCCGAAACCACCGACCACUAUGCCGACAUACAGUUCCACUCUGACAAAUUAUCGCAUCACGGCCAGCAAUCUGAUACCCAAGGUGAAAUCGUCGCCUCCGGCAACGAGCAAGCCCAAAGACAGAGCGACUUAUUUACCUGAGGUUGGCAGCAAACCACCACCGACUUUAGAAGAUAGACCUUACGCUGAACGGGAACACGCGCUCAGCAUGUUGCACUCUCUUCAAGGUUUAGAAAAUAAUGGGGAAAAUCUAAGUGAAAUCGCGAAGGAUGGAAAUAGUCGAAAUGGACCCUCUGCUCCCGGUCCAUCCACUUUGCAUUCGUUAGCUCUAUACUUUGCCACAGCUGGCGACAAUCUCGACUCCAAUGAGACUAUCGAAUCUACCGCAAGUGCCGAGGAAGCCGAGAGUAGAGAAGGCAAUUACUCGCAUAAUGUGUCUGUCGAAUUACCGACCAGCAUUCUCACACAACACACCAUCUCGUCGUACGUUGAGUUGUUCAAUCUAAAUAAUGCGCUCGAAGGAAACGCCACAAUGACUGAAUUUACGUCGGAAGCCGAGGAUCUUGAUGGCGAGAUAAAUGACGAUCUAGAGAUCGAACAGAGCGAGGGUCCAGUGAACGGCGCGAAGAGAUCGAAUAACACGAAGCUGCGCGAACUGGCUCAGGUCUUUACUCAUGCUCUAUCGGCAUAUCUACAGGAUCCGGAAACCUUUAAGAAGGUGCUCACAGAGAUCAGGCCCACGCAACCCCCGACGACGACCACCGAUGAUGAUCAGUUUGAAAUGACGACAAUGUAUUCAACUACUGCGGAAGAGUAUGCAUCAGUGACUAAGGAGAAGGAUGAAGUCCUGGAUUUUUCGGACGAUACCGACGUUACCAGAAGGCGUAAACCAACCACCAUAUUCCCCACUACCUUACAACCACCUAUCACCACCGAUAGAUCGUAUUCGACUUACUACACGACGCCGUAUGAUGAAUAUACAACUUUAGAGAGCCAGACGCGAAGGCCAAUUUACUAUCCAAGUUCGACGUUGUUACCGCCCAGUGCUUCAUCACACGAUUCGAGAGAUUAUGUCGAAUCAUCAACACAGGGUGGUAAUACGUUUGCCUUCGAAGUGAAUCGCGUUUUUACUACUACUAUGAAUGAUAUUCAAAAUUACGAUAGCGAUACGAGGGAUACGACAGAUUUGUCAUCGGUCUACGACAAUUAUUUCCCAUUGGACGAGUACGAAAAUAGAAAUAAGAUCGGUGGCUUUCAAAAUAACACGGCAAGGACCUUCCAACCUUAUGGUAAAAAUGUCAAACCGAUUGGCGCUACACCUAUAAGCAAUUACGUGGCGUCGUCGACGAUGGCAUCUUUUGUGAAUUCUGGGAAAGGAACGACUUCAUCUAGCAGGGGUAGAGGCUCGGCCGGUGAUAAACCCAUUCAAAAUCUCACACCGCCUCCUUAUCAUCACCAUUUCGGUAAUGUGAAGAGUUUCACCGCGUCAAAUAGCAUUCUGCCGAAUCAGGUGGUGCGCUCAACGACGCCUCUAUCGAGAAGCAAACCCUCCUAUCAGACCGUCAGCACCACCGUUCAACCAUUCAGGAUACGUUACUACGAAUCAACGACAGCGCCGUCCGAAUCUCUUGCCACAGCUCGCAGUUCGUACGCGAAGUUCAGAAACAAUUACAAGUUGGAAAGUAAUCACAGAGAAGGUACUCGCAAGCCUUUAGCGACAACGACGGCAACGACAAUUCGGAACAACAUGGAGACACUAGAUCCCAUUACUGCGACCAUCAACGACGCUACUCCAUAUACUGCUACUGUUAUUCGCGCUACUAAUAAUCCGACGGAUGCCUCGACCACGAGACAUUCCAACCUACUGAAUGAUGAUCAUUGGACUUCUUCGCCUAUGGUCACUCAGCUCUGGGAAACAACGGUGUUCGUAGAUCCUCAACAUAUUAAUCACGGUCUACAAUCGAACGUUGGCACUACUCAGUUGCCUGACACAACUGAUAAUGCUAUUAGUGAAGAAUCAGAAUCCACUGCGAGUACUGCAAGAUCGUCGAAAUUGUCCUCUGUAGAUCCCGACGUAACAACGGAAUCACGAACAACCAGCACACCGAGUCCUUGGCAAUGGGCGACGAGCGACAACGAUCCACCCGUAACGUUUACUCUGUUACCGACAACCUUUACCGCAGAAAACACGGCGACGCCAACUCCAAUUAUCACGACGCGAUCGAGCAUAACGACCACGAUUACUUCCUCGGUGACAUCAACCAAUGCCGUCUCCCGGGACAAUUUGGCAUCCACUUUGCUGCCACUUGCGCACGGCAAUGCGUUGAAUGCCACCGAAAGCGAAGUGAUCAAGGCGCACGAGAUGUUCGGUAACUUGAACGAGACGAGCUCGAACACACUGAUGCGAGUGAUGAAACAGGCUGAUAACAAUGCAACGGUAAGACAAUUAGUUUUAUUGCUGAUAAGCCAUUGCAAUGGUCCCAGAAAUAAGACGAUGGAACAGGAAAAGGAACAAUUGUUGGAUGCACUUCUGAGAAUGCCCGUUAAUGAAUUCAGUUCGGAAGAAUCGCGAGAAAUCAUCGCUGGCAUCAACAGACUUAAUUUUUCGAUUCCUAAACCACGAUCGGUUGUUUUAUUGAAUUCCACGACGAUAAGGACUCCUCGAGCAUCGUCUACGAGACCCACGCCAUCUUCACCAUCUGUCACAACAUUCCGCAGUAGGACGGGACGAAAAUUCCGUACGACCACUGAGAGUGCCAAAGCUUUUGCUAGAAGAUCAGAUGACGCUGUCUUGGAGACGAAUAAUUCUUUGUCGGAGGCUACCGCUUCUGACAGCCGAGCUCUCGAACUUCUCAGGUCGCUUUACACGGUAGCCGCUAAAUGGGGCUGAGAAGCCGCACAAUCGACGACCGAUCGGAACUACGCGCGCGUCGGAAGACUCGCGAGAUGAAGAUCUCGCUGGAGUAUCAGAAGACGUCCACCUGUCAAUACAUCGGAGUAGAUCGUUGCUGUCAUCCAUCAUUGUGUCACUCCGUCUAGCCUAAAUUCGAGGAUUCAAGCUCCGAACGGUGAAUCGGUUUUGAUCUUGGCCCAUGAAUCGAUGUCCAUGAAUAAACAGAAUAAACCUGCUCUGCGUUUCUUCAGGAGAGAUACGGAACUUCUUAUCAAAUAUUCUCAUUAGAAGUCAACAACAUUAAAUUAUUAUUAAUUCUAGAAUUCCUAUUGAAUUUGGCUGCUAUAUUAAUACAUUUGCAUGCAAUAAUCGGAAAAUUAGAUUUCGAGUCGAAGAUUGGCUUCUUCGAACUUAGAUCGAUAACGCUGCUGCAAAGUUUGAUUUAACUUAGGGCCGAGAUUGACACCUGCGCUUGCGGAUAUUAAACAGAUUGUGUAACGAUCGAUUUCGGACAUGUAAAUCUGAGCUGCGGCUGCUUGAUAUCCGCGACCGAGCAUAACUCGUAUCGGUUAAUAUGCGGAGUCCCGAUCGAUCAUCGAUCGAUAAGAUCGCAAUAUAAUAAUUAACCGGCUGUAGUCCGACGUUAAGAUUAUGUAUUGCUCGCCGUCCUUUUUAUUAAGAAUAAAACAUCGAUCGCCUCGUAACAUCGGCAACUAUUACUUGAAGAAAAAAAAAACGCCUGCCAUACUUCGUCCCUCCUGUUCAUUGACUUGCGUGAACGCUACACUCAACUUAACUCUCUCCUAUCUAUAAUCAAAGAAGUUCGCACAUAUUAACAAGGUAAUUUUAUAUGCGUUUCACUUGUGUUUAUCAUGCAAUGAUAUAAUAACAAAGUUUCUCUAAAUGCUUCUUCUUUAUGUAAUUUUAUGAAUUAUUAACUGACUAUAAUCGUGUUACAUAGCAUAAUCUUGUGCUAUGCUAGAUGCUGUCCAUAUGUAGUAUCUGUGUUUAGAAAAAUUCAUUUUAUUAUUGGAAAAUAAUUUGAUAAACAAUUUUUAAUGUUUUGAUUUUGAAAUCUUCUGAAUGUAGUUAGAAUAUAGAUACGACUACGUAUUUGAAAUGAGAAGCGAAUUUUAAUUAUUGAUAUAUAGAAUAUGAGGGAUCUUCUUUAUUACAUUAAUUUUUUGUAUUCCUAUAAUAGUAUAUGUACUUGUGUAAAACAAUGAUUGUCUUGCAUGCCGAUGUAAAAAGGGGGUAAACAUUUUGAUACGUUCGCGCUCAUCUUGUGUUGCCAGGUACAUCGUUAAAUUGCAACUCGUUUUCGUUAAAUUGCAUGCGAAAUUGACAGAAUGUGAUGGCACAUGGUGAAUUGCACCGUGUAUACUUAUGGUUAUCCAUUCUGGUUGGACUCUACGUGACACAAUUUUAAUCCUUUCUUUACGUAUCUUCCCCCAACGAGAUCACUAUUAUCCUUUUUUGAAAUAAUUUCCGAGCGAUAUUAAUUUUUACCGGCAGCAUUUAAUUAAUACUCGGCGGAAACGUACGUAUUUCCGUUCCAGCCGAAAACUAUUCAGUAUUAAAAAAAGACUCCCUAGAAGGGAUCCGCUCAGCUUUCCGGCGGAUCAUGCGAAAUUAUUUAUUUGUUUUCGCUAUGUUGCGAUUCCUACGUACCUACGGCUAACAGUAAGUUACUUAUAUCUUGAAAUUACGGUGUUGGUAACAUUCUCUUUCAUUUGGGCAGUUUCGAGGUCGGCGAUGCGCUUCCGUUGCGAUCCCGAAACGUCCAAAUGGGGUUUCUAGGUCAUUAUUUAAGUACGCGAGUUAGCGUGUAGUUGUGUAUCUACUUUAUGUAAUAUAUCUUUGUACAGUAUGUGAAUAAAUAUAUACAGGGUUUUGUUUAGCUA
This is a messenger RNA of Acromyrmex echinatior (Panamanian leafcutter ant), 7288 nucleotides long. It is a transcript of the gene thw, whose product is annotated as chitin-binding domain protein thawb. The record is from RefSeq and is a predicted model, not a curated record. Gene Ontology annotation, molecular function: chitin binding. Gene Ontology annotation, cellular component: extracellular region. Lineage: Eukaryota; Metazoa; Arthropoda; Insecta; Hymenoptera; Formicidae.